Molecule: messenger RNA, 1696 nt
Organism: Wallemia mellicola CBS 633.66
Lineage: Eukaryota; Fungi; Basidiomycota; Wallemiomycetes; Wallemiales; Wallemiaceae
Product: CBF-domain-containing protein
Exons: 2
Coding region: 257-1654 (465 amino acids)
Biological process (GO): ribosome biogenesis
Cellular component (GO): nucleolus; Noc4p-Nop14p complex; small-subunit processome
Source: RefSeq, a predicted model, not a curated record
GGAUUUACUCACUUAUCUCGAAUCUGAUAGUGUAGACGGCAGAGUUAAGCAUAAAACGCUAUUCGUUUUACAAAGAGUCUUUAGUAGUUUGCUAGUAUCAGAUAGGAUACUCGGUUUGAAAUCAACCUCCGACAAUGAAGCUAUCACUAUCACUAAAAAGUGGUUACUCGAUAAAUACACCAAAUUCUUUAUCAUUUUAGGUCAAUUACUCUAUUCCAAUGAGCACAGUUUAAGAAUUACUUCCUUACAUAUAUCAAUGUCACUCAUACGCACUGAAUCAUCUUACAUUUCAAACAAAACUAAACCAGCUACACCUCAAUUCGCUAUUGAAUCGUUUAGAAGAUUAGUAAGAUCCUUGUUGGUAUCUGAAAAGCCAAUCAUCGAUGAUGUACGCAAAGAGUGGAUAGACAAAUGGCCUGGAAAGUGUGACGAUAUUCGCUACUUCUUCUUUAAAGAAACUAUUUCAUUACUUAGAGAGUUCGAUAUCAAAAAUGAAAGUCGUCCAAAGUACCUCACAGCUAAUGUCUUGAGUAUAUUAGAAAACAUCCACACUAUGCCAACUGAUCAAUCAGAAAUUGACGAGUUCUGGGUACCUGAAAUAGCCAGACAGGAGAAAGAGCAAGUCAAACAAUCCAACCUCGAACAAACGAAGCUCGAUAGUCAGGAUUGGACUGCAUACUACGACCAGAUGGUUACAGAAGAAGACGAAGAGAAGGCCACAGACAAGAACGCAAAGAAGAGUAAAGUGCGUGACACUAUCAAUUUGAGUGCUCACAGGGCGAUGUAUUCCGGUGUCUGGCUUACACUCUUGAAAUGCCCAACGGGUUUGGAUGUCAGCGAGAACAGAAGAGCUUUAGUCGUUCUCCAUCAACUUGUCAUACCUUUCCUUAAGCCAUCAGAAAGGGCUAGUUUGGCAGAUUGGCUUAGCGAUUGCUGUGACAUUGGUGGUGUAAAUGCCCUCCUAGCUUUGAAUUCCUUGUGGAGAUUGAUGAGGGAUCACAAUCUCGACUAUCCAGAUUUCUAUAGACGACUUUACGCACUUUGCGAUCGCAACGUCUUACAUGUGCUUUACAGAGCGAGAUUCUUUAGAAUGUUAGAUCUCUUCUUAAGCUCUACGCAUCUUCCUGCACUUUUAGUUGCGGCUUUCAUCAAGAGACUCAGCAGGUUGUCCAUUUCUGCGAGCCCAGCCGCAAUCGUUAUGUUGAUUCCAUUUACUUACAAUCUCCUUAAGAGACAUCCAGGAUGUAUGCAUCUCAUACACUCCGAGAGAAUGGCUCAAGGAGAAGAAGCGGAUAUGUACAAAGUAGAAGAAACCGAUCCAAUGCUUUCAAAUGCUUUAGAUAGCUCCCUCUGGGAGAUGUCUACCCAUCAAUCACAUUAUCAUAGCAGUGUUAAUAGAAUGUCACAAAUUUUCUCACAAGUUUUCUCAAAGCCUAAUUUCGCAAUGGAAGAAUUCCUUGAUCAUGCUUAUAUUACCAUGUUUGACAGUGAAAUUCGUCGUAGAAUAAAAAACAACCCUGCCUUAUAUGAUGGUAAAACUAUUGGAAUUUUCGGUGGACACAAGCGUAAACUUGAUAGCCUGGAAACCGAUGAAGAGAAGGAUGCAGUCAGUGGUACACAAGGUGAUUUAGUCGCUGAAUUGUUCGAAUUUUAAUCAUUAUUUAUAUAAUUAUGCAUUUUUACUAUUUAUACGCUU